AGCAAGAGGCCCUCAGCCCUCUGCCCUCCUCAGAGAGUCCUAGUAGGUGGCUGGUUUUGGGGAGCCCUUCCUCCGUGGCAGCCCCCUCUGUUUUCCCUGCCGUCCAGUAGAAGCAGAUAACCAGCCAGGAUGCCGCGGAACCAAGGCUUCUCCGACCCAGAGUACUCAGCCGAGUACUCAGCCGAGUACUCGGUCAGUCUGCCCUCGGACCCAGACCGUGGGGUGGGCCGGACCCAUGAGAUCUCCGUCCGGAACUCGGGGUCCUGUCUGUGCCUGCCUCGCUUCAUGCGCCUGACCUUUGUGCCCGAAUCCUUGGAGAACCUCUACCAGACCUACUUCAAGAGGCAGCGCCACGAGACCCUGCUGGUGCUGGUGGUCUUCGCAGCCCUCUUUGACUGCUACGUGGUGGUCAUGUGCGCUGUGGUUUUCUCCAGCGACAAGCUGGCUCCCCUCCUGGUGGCCGGAAUCGGGCUGGUGUUGGACAUCAUCCUCUUUGUCCUCUGCAAAAAAGGGCUGCUCCCUGACCGCAUCAGCCGGAAAGUGGUACCCUAUCUGCUGUGGCUGCUCAUCACAACUCAGAUCUUCUCCUACCUGGGCCUGAAUUUCUCCCGUGCCCAUGCGGCGAGUGACACCGUGGGCUGGCAGGCCUUCUUCAUCUUCUCCUUCUUCAUCACCCUCCCCCUCAGCCUCAGCCCCAUCGUCAUCAUCUCCGUGGUCUCCUGUGUGGUACACACGCUUGUCCUGGGGAUCACCGUGGCCCAGCAGCAGCAGGAGGAGCUGCAGGGGAUGCAACUGCUAAGGGAGAUCCUGGCCAAUGUCUUCCUCUACCUGUGCGCCAUCAUCGUGGGCAUCAUGUCUUACUACAUGGCUGACCGCAAGCACCGCAAGGCCUUCUUAGAAGCCCGCCAGUCGCUGGAGGUGAAGAUGAACCUGGAAGAGCAGAGCCAGCAGCAGGAGAACCUCAUGCUUUCAAUCCUGCCCAAGCACGUGGCCGAUGAGAUGUUGAAGGACAUGAAGAAGGACGAGAGCCAGAAGGACCAGCAGCAGUUCAACACCAUGUACAUGUACCGCCAUGAGAACGUCAGCAUUCUCUUCGCCGACAUCGUGGGCUUCACCCAGCUGUCUUCUGCCUGCAGUGCCCAGGAGCUUGUGAAGCUUCUGAAUGAGCUCUUUGCCCGUUUUGACAAGCUGGCAGCCAAAUACCACCAGCUGCGGAUCAAGAUCCUGGGCGACUGCUACUACUGCAUCUGCGGCCUGCCCGACUACCGGGAGGACCACGCCGUCUGCUCCAUCCUCAUGGGGCUCGCCAUGGUCGAGGCCAUCUCCUAUGUGCGGGAGAAGACCAAGACCGGGGUGGACAUGCGCGUGGGGGUGCACACGGGCACCGUGCUGGGCGGCGUCCUGGGGCAGAAGCGCUGGCAGUACGACGUGUGGUCCACCGACGUCACUGUGGCCAACAAGAUGGAGGCUGGCGGCAUCCCAGGGCGUGUGCACAUCUCCCAGAGCACGAUGGAUUGCCUGAAAGGGGAGUUUGAUGUGGAGCCUGGCGACGGAGGCAGCCGCUGUGAUUACCUGGAUGAGAAGGGCAUCGAAACCUACCUCAUCAUUGCCUCCAAGCCGGAGGUGAAGAAAACAGCUGCCCACAACAGCCUCAACGGCUCGGCCCUGCCAAAUGGGGCGCCGGCUUCCUCAAAGCCCAGCUCUCCUGCCCUCAUCGAGACCAAGGAGCCCAAUGGCAGCGGCCCGGCUGGUGGCUCCGCAUCAGACGAAACUGAGGAGCAGGAGGCCCAGGCCGACAACCCCUCGUUCCCCAACCCCCGCCGCAGGCUGCGCCUCCAGGACCUGGCGGACCGCGUGGUGGACGCGUCUGAGGAUGAGCACGAGCUCAACCAGCUGCUCAACGAGGCGCUGCUGGAGCGCGAGUCGGCGCAGGUAGUGAAGAAGAGAAACACCUUCCUCCUGACCAUGCGCUUCAUGGACCCGGAGAUGGAGACCCGCUACUCGGUGGAGAAGGAGAAGCAGAGCGGGGCCGCCUUCAGCUGCUCCUGCGUGGUCCUGCUGUGCACCGCCCUGGUGGAGAUCCUCAUCGACCCCUGGCUGAUGACCAACUACGUGACGUUUGUGGUUGGGGAGAUUCUGCUCCUCAUCCUGACCAUCUGCUCGCUGGCUGCCAUCUUUCCUCGGGCCUUUCCUAAGAAGCUUGUGGCCUUUUCAACUUGGAUAGACCGGACCCGCUGGGCCAGGAACACUUGGGCCAUGUUAGCCAUCUUUAUCCUGGUCAUGGCCAAUGUCGUGGACAUGCUUAGCUGCCUCCAGUUCUACAUGGGACCCUCCAAUGGGACGGCGGUGAUGGUGCUGGAGGGCGGCUGCCUGGAGAACCCCAAGUAUUACAACUACGUGGCCGUGCUGUCCCUCAUCGCCACCAUCAUGCUGGUGCAGGUCAGCCACAUGGUGAAGCUCACGCUCAUGCUGCUCGUCACUGGGGCGGUGGCCGCCAUCAACCUCUACGCCUGGUGCCCUGUCUUUGAUGAAUACGAUCACAAACGCUUUCAGGAACACGACUUCCCGAUGGUGGCCUUAGAGAAGAUGCAGUUAUCGUCCACCGCCGGGCUCAAUGGCACGGACAGCAGGCUGCCCCUGGUGCCUUCUAAGUACUCCAUGACAGUCAUGAUGGUCAUCAUGAUGCUGAGCUUUUACUACUUUUCCCGCCACGUGGAAAAACUAGCGCGCACACUGUUCUUGUGGAAAAUUGAGGUCCAUGACCAGAAGGAACGUGUCUACGAGAUGCGGCGCUGGAACGAGGCCUUGGUCACCAACAUGUUGCCUGAGCAUGUGGCACGCCAUUUCCUGGGGUCCAAGAAGAGAGACGAGGAGCUGUACAGCCAGUCUUAUGAUGAGAUUGGAGUCAUGUUCGCUUCCCUGCCUAACUUUGCUGACUUCUACACUGAGGAGAGCAUUAACAAUGGUGGCAUUGAAUGUCUGCGAUUCCUCAAUGAGAUCAUUUCUGAUUUUGACUCGCUGCUGGACAAUCCCAAAUUCCGUGUCAUCACCAAGAUCAAAACCAUUGGUAGCACCUACAUGGCGGCUUCAGGAGUCACCCCCGAUGUCAACACCAAUGGCUUUACCAGCUCCAGCAAGGAGGAGAAGUCAGACAAGGAGCGCUGGCAGCACCUGGCCGACCUGGCUGACUUCGCCCUGGCCAUGAAGGACACACUCACCAACAUCAACAACCAGUCCUUCAACAACUUCAUGCUGCGCAUAGGCAUGAACAAAGGCGGGGUGCUGGCUGGAGUCAUUGGAGCUCGGAAGCCCCACUACGACAUCUGGGGCAACACAGUCAACGUGGCCAGCAGGAUGGAGUCCACGGGGGUCAUGGGCAACAUUCAGGUGGUGGAAGAGACGCAGGUCAUCCUCCGAGAGUAUGGCUUUCGCUUUGUGAGGCGAGGCCCCAUCUUUGUGAAAGGGAAGGGGGAGCUGCUGACCUUUUUCCUAAAGGGGAAAGAUAGGCCGGCCGCCUUCCCCAAUGGCUCCUCCGUUACACUGCCCCACCAGGUGGUGGACAACUCCUGACGGGCCGCGGCCCCGUGACGGGCGGGCCACGUGUGGGAGAACUUAGUUCUGGAGGUAAAGUUUUUGGGAAAAGUUAAACGACCAAGUCCCAAUGGUCCCAAGCUGAAGUCCACAUUCCCAUAGACUUUAGGUGUAGAAGUCUCGAGCCUGCCUGUGCGUGGGUGCGGGAGCUCAGAGGGCGGCCGCACGCCCCUGUGCCUGUCGCG
Perognathus longimembris pacificus (Pacific pocket mouse) is the source of this 3776-nucleotide messenger RNA. RefSeq names its product adenylate cyclase 3 (gene Adcy3). The transcript has 21 exons. NCBI's taxonomy places the organism in Eukaryota, Metazoa, Chordata, Mammalia, Rodentia, Heteromyidae. Bases 130 to 3570 code for a protein of 1146 amino acids. Gene Ontology annotation, biological process: cAMP biosynthetic process; adenylate cyclase-activating G protein-coupled receptor signaling pathway; intracellular signal transduction. Gene Ontology annotation, cellular component: plasma membrane. The record is from RefSeq and is a predicted model, not a curated record. Gene Ontology annotation, molecular function: adenylate cyclase activity.